This is a messenger RNA of Callithrix jacchus (white-tufted-ear marmoset), 4768 nucleotides long. NCBI's taxonomy places the organism in Eukaryota, Metazoa, Chordata, Mammalia, Primates, Cebidae. The record is from RefSeq and is a predicted model, not a curated record.
CACCGCGUAGAGCCUUUCCUCCAUCUGUCCUGCCCUGUUUUUCUUUCCUGUCUCCCUCCAUCCCUCCUUACUUUCUUUUCUCCCCUCCUUUCUGUUUUUUUCUUCCUCUCUCCCUCCUUUGUUUUUCUCCUUCCCCUUUCCUCUUUAUUUCCAUUUCCCUGUUCCCUUUCUCUCUGAUUUUCCCCGUCUCCCCCAUUUUUCUUUUCUUUUUUAUUCUCCCUUUUUUAAUUUAUUUAUUUGGAGACAGAGUUUCGCUCUUGUCACCCAGGCUGGAGUGCAAUGACGCGAUCUCGGCUCACGGCAGCCUCCGCCUCCUGGGUUCAGGCAAUUCUCCUGCCUCAGCCUCCCGAGGAGCUGGGACUACAGGCACGCGCCACCAUCCCCAGCUAAUUUUUGUAUUUUUAGUAAAGACGGGGUUUCACCUUGACCAGGAUGGUCUCGAUCUCUUGACCUUGUGAUCCACCCGCCUCGGCCUCCCAAAGUGCUGGGAUUACAGGCUUGAGUCACCGCGGGAUUUUUUAAGAAGGAGUCUGGGUCCGUGGCCCAGGCUGGAGUGCAGUGGCUCAAUCUCGGCUCACUGCAACCUCCACCUCCCGGGGUCAAGCGACUGUCCUGUCUCAGCCGCCUGAGUAGCUGAGAUUACAGUUGUGUGUCACCACGCCCGGCUAAUUUUUGUCAUUUUUAGUAGAGACGGGGCUUCACCAUGUUGGCCAGGCUGGUCUGUAACUUCUGACCUCAGGGGAUGCGCCCUCCUCAGCCUCCCAAAGUGCUGGAUAACAGGCUGAGCCCCCGCGCCCGGCCUUCCUUCCCUUUUCCUUUAGUCCCUCCCGCCCUGCCUCCGUCUUUCGUCCCUCCUCCUCCUUUUUUCUUUUUUUUCUUCUCUCCCUCCGUCCUUUCUCCACUUUUCCCUCUUGCCCCUUUUUUUCUCCCUUCUCUCUUUUUCUUCCUUUCCCCGUUUCUCCCUCCAUCCCCUUUUUUUCUCUUUCCUAUCUCCCUGCCUCCUCCUCUUCUCUCUUCCUCCGUUUCUCCCGCCCCUCCCUUCCUUCUUCCCUCCCCUUCCUUUCAUUUGCUGCCUUUCCCCGUCUCUCCCUCUUUCCCUUUUUCCUCCCCGUCUCCUUCCUUCUUCCAUUUUCGUCCCUCCCUCCUCUUCUUUCCCUGUGUCUUUUUUCUUUCCUUCUGCUUCCUUGUCCCCUCCUUUCUUUUCUCUCCAUGUCUGUCUUUCUCGCUCUUGCUUUUCCUGUCCCUUGUGUACUGGGAAGGCGGUGGUCCCUGACUUGGGUGAACCCUUAGUGCAGUGUCGCUGAGAAGAAGGUCCCUUCCAUGCGGGCGGGGACUGCUAACAGUGUCCAGACGCUGAGACGGCCCUCUGUGUGCUGAGCCCUCAGCUGACCCGGGCUUGCUGACUGUGACAGGCAGGGCGGUGCUGUCUGCCGGCUUUGAACGAUGCCUGGGUGCCUGGGUCUCGCACCCAGGAUGCGCUCAGCAAAUGCUUCUGGAAUGUAUGAAUGAAUUGCUGAGUAGGCAGUGUCUCCACCAGCAGCAGGCCGGCCCCUGAGGGGAGAGCAGAGCUGGAGUCUUGGCCAGCCAGGCAGGGAUCCUUCAGGGGCCAGCAGAGCACACAGCGGGCAACUGGAGCUCAGAACAGUGAACAGAGGCUGCCGAGAAGCCCUGCCCAGGAGACCCACGCAAGUGCUUUUAUAGGAAGAACAACUCUCCUAUCAAUUGCAGUUGAGAUUGUGGUCGAGCGCGGAGACUCAGGCCUGUCAUCCCAGCACUUUGGGAGGCCGAAAGGGGAGGAUCGCCUGAGGUCGGGAGUUCGAGACCAGCCUGGCCAACACGGAGAAACACCGUCUCUACUAAAAAUACAAAAUUAGCCGGGCGUGGUUACCGGUGCCUGUAAUCCCAGGUACUCGGGAGGCUGAGGCAGGAGAAUCACUUGAACCCGGGAGGCGGAGGUUGCAGUGAGCUGAGAUGGCGCCAUUGCACUCCAGCCUGGGUGAGACAGCGAGACUCUGCCUCAAAAAAUAAAUAAAUGACACCGAGAUUCUUCUGAGCCCGAAUAUCAGCCCCAAAGUGAGGUCUGGAAUGACAGGCAGGCGGCCCUCCACCAAUACGGUAGGAGGAAGGGCUGUUGCUGUUGCCUUUGGCGAGCAGGAAUACCUGACAAGCAGGUCACGUGCCCGGGUCCCGCGUCGCACAUUCCCGGGGCUCCCCGUCCCACAUUCCCGGGUUCCGCGUCGCACAUGCCCCUGGUUCUGCGUCCCACAUGCCCCGGGUUCCCCUUCCCACAUUCCCGGGGUUCCCCUUCCCGGGUUCCCCGUCCCACAUGCCCCGGGUUUCUCAUCCCAUAUUUCCGGGGUUCCGCAUUUCACAUUCCCCGGGUUCCGCGUCCCGCAUUCACUGGGUCACCAUCCCGCAUUCCCCGGCUUUCCGUCCCACAUGCCACGGGUUCCCCGUGUUCCCCGUCCCACAUUCUCGGGGUUCCGCAUCCCACGUUUCCUGAGUUCCCCUUCCUACAUGCCCCCGGUUCCCCGUCCCACAUUCCCAGGGUUCCGUGUCCCAAAUGCCCCGGGUUCCCCUUCCCACGUUCCGCGGGUUCUCCAUCCCACAUUCCCGGGGGUCCCCGUCUCUCAUUUCCUGGGUUCCCCUUCCCACAUUCCCGGGUUCUCCAUCCCACAUUCCCGGGAUUCCGCGUCGCACACGCCCCUGGUUCUACGUCCCACAUGCCCCGGGUUCCCCGUCCCAGAUUCCCCGAGUUCCCUGUCCCGGAUUUCCGGGGCUUCCGUCCCACAUGCUCCGGGUUUCUCAUCCCACAUUUCCGGGGUUCCGCAUUCCACAUGCCCAGGGUUCAGAGUUCCACGUUCCCUGAGGUCCCCGUCUCACAUGCCGCGGGUUCCGCGUCCGAAAUUUCUGGGGUUCCCCUUCCCACAUUAUCCGGGUUCCCUGCCCCACAUUCCCCGGGUUCCGUAUCCCACAUUCCCUGGAUUCCCCUUCCCGCAUUCCCCAGGUACCAUGUCCCACAUUCCCUGGGUUCCGCGUCCCGCAUUCCCCGGGUUCCACGUGCCACAUUCCCAGGGUUGCGCGUCCCACAUUCCCGGGGUUCUCCUUCCCACAUUCCCCGGGUUCCACGUCCCGCAUUCACCGGGUUCCCCUUCCCGCAUUCCCUGGGUUUCCGUCCCACAUGCCACGGGUUCCCCGUGUUCCCCGUCCCACAUUCCCGGGGUUCCGCAUCCCACAUUUCCUGGGUUCCCCUUCCUACAUGCCCCCGGUUCCCCGUCCCACAUUCCCAGGGUUCCGUGUCCCAAAUGCCCGGGGUACCCCUUCCCGCGUUCCGCGGGUUCUCCAUCCCACAUUCCCGGGGCUCCCCGUCUCUCAUUUCCCGGGUUCCCCUUCCCACAUUCCCCGGGUUUCCGUCUUACAUGCUCCGGGUUCCCCGUCCCACAUUUCCCGGGUUCCCGUCCCACAUUCCCCGGGUUCCCGUCCCACAUUCCCUGGGUUUCCGUCCCACAUGCCCCGGGUUUCUCAUCCCACAUUUCCCGGGUUCCCCGUCCCACAUUCCCCGGGUUCCCCGUCCCACAUUUCCGGGGUUCCGCAUCCCACAUGCCCCGGGGUUCCCCGUCCCACAUUCCCCGGGUUCCGCAUCCCACAUGCCCCCGGUUCCACGUCCCGCAUUCCUGUCGUUCCGCUUUCCACAUUUUCUUGGCACGUGGCUAGUGAGGGCCCCCUUCCUGCAGUCCGGGAAGUAAAAACUGCGUGGCUGAAAGAUCCUCUGUCUCAGGGCUGAUUUUCUUUGCAGCACUGAGUAUCUAUUUCCAACACCGUCAUCUCUGAAAUUCAUGGGUUAAAGCCUGAACCCCGAGGACCUCAGAGUGUUAGGAUGUUUAAAGAGGUAAUUCGGGUAAAAUGAGGUCAUCAAUAUGGGCUCUAAUCUGAUAUGAAUGUUGCUGCACCAGGAGAGGGAUUAAGACCCAGACAUGCUUCCUGCCUCCCAGAUCCUCUAGGGAUGGACGGACUUCUCCUUCAGCGUCUGUGUCUCCUCGUCUGUCUCUUAAAAGGACACGUGUCAUUGCCUGUAGGGGCCUUCUUAUACUGAGAACGACGUUGGAAGAGUUCAUAUUAUGUGUUCACUUGACUGGAGCAUGGGGUGCCUAGGUGUUCGAUUGAACAUUACUCUGGGGUAUCUGUAAGGGUGGAAGGGAGGAUCCUUCCAGCCUCCCCGAGGUCUGGGGGCUCCAGCAUCCCUGGGCUUGUGGCCGCAGCACUCCACUCUGUGCCUCUGUCCCCACGUGGCCUUCUCAAGGGUCUGCUAUAAUGACCUCCUCUUGACUUAAUUCCAUCUGCAAAGAUCCUAUUUCUAAAUUAGGUCCCAGUCAGAGGUAUUUGGAGUUAGGACACUAGAAAUAGAAAUUCCAUUUGACCCAGGAAUCCCAUUACUUGGUAUAUACCCAAAGGACUAUAAAUCGUUCUAGUAUAAGGACACAUGCACGCGAAUGUUCACUGCAGCACAGUUUACAAUAGCAAAGACCUGGAACCAACCCAAAUGCCCAUUGAUGGUAGACUGGACAGGGAAAAUGUAGCACAUAUACACCAUGGAAUACUACGCAGCCAUCAAAAAAGAGUUUGUAUCCUUUGUAGGGACAUGGACUAAGCUGGAAACCAUCAUCCUCAGCAAACUGACAAAAGAACAGAAAAUCAAACACCACAUGUUCUCACUCAUAGGUGGGUGUUGAACAAUGAGAACACAUGGACACAGGGAGGGGAGCAUCAC